Molecule: messenger RNA, 312 nt
Organism: Protopolystoma xenopodis
Lineage: Eukaryota; Metazoa; Platyhelminthes; Monogenea; Polystomatidea; Polystomatidae
Source: the annotation of a GenBank genome assembly
AUGACCGGCCUCUUUCGAGCUGAAAAGACAGCAUUUGUCGAUUGGCAGUCACCUUUUCACCUCGUUUUGGCCACCGGAUUCGGACAAUCAAACCACCGUCGUCAAGACGCCAGUCCUAGCUCCGCAGUCUUAAGUGUCAUGAGCGUCUCCCUCACCGGCCGGUUGUGUUGCUACCUCCGCAACAGGCCAAUCGGCACCACAGUCGGUCUCAUUGUCAACACUCGCCAUUCGGACCGGCGAAUGUCAACUCCCCACAACCAACUUCUCUUGACAAUCUGGUCUGGCCAACUGGGACACUUUGUUGGACGAUAA